AUGGUGCUAGUAAGAGAACACAGCAUCCAGACACUCAUACUAUCUAACCGUUGAGUGGAUGCUGAGAGAGUGGGACACAACUGCCAGGAAUGAAUGAUCUCGCCGAGGAGAAACUCACCAAAAGAAGUUGAACUGCUGCACUUCACUGGAGAGACUGCUGCUCUCGUCAAGAGCCUUUCAAAAUGUGAGUGGUUUUUUUUUACA
Molecule: messenger RNA, 204 nt
Organism: Geodia barretti
Lineage: Eukaryota; Metazoa; Porifera; Demospongiae; Tetractinellida; Geodiidae
Source: the annotation of a GenBank genome assembly